GUCGGCUUUUCCUCCUCUCGCGCUGAGGGAACGGAACAGUGGAUAUUUAUUUCGUGGACUGUGAAGUACAGUCGAAAAGGUGUGGUUUUCCAAAAAAGAUAAACGUUUGGAAUACUUUGGAAGUAUUCACCAGGCUUCGUAGCCUAGAUUUUAAUAAUGCCAGCAAAAACGACAAAGAGCUCCACGGCUGCUAAACCACGAGGAAAAGGGUCGCAAACUCGGGAUGACUCGGACGACGAAAUGAACUUACCCCCUAAAGAAAUGAACUCUGGUGUCCCUUACCCACCACUGGCUAAUGAUGAUCCCGGAGAGCCUGCCGAGGCGGUCGAUAACCGAAGCUUGGAGGAUAUUCUCGGUAGCAUCCCUCCACCCCCGCCCCCAGCAAUGACCAAUGAACCGGGCGCACCUCGCUUGAUGAUAACACACAUUGUUAAUCGAAAUUUUAAAUCGUACGCAGGGGAGCAGAUUCUGGGGCCAUUCCAUAAGCGCUUUUCCUGUAUCAUUGGUCCAAAUGGUAGUGGGAAGUCCAAUGUGAUAGACUCGAUGCUCUUUGUGUUUGGGUACAGAGCUCAAAAAAUCAGAUCCAAAAAACUCUCAGUGCUCAUUCACAGUUCUGAUGGCCACAAGGAUAUCCAGAGCUGCACUGUAGAAGUGCACUUUCAGAAGAUAAUUGACAAGGAAGGAGAUGACUACGAUGUCAUCCCCAACACAAAGUUCUAUGUUUCAAGAACUGCCAGUAAGGAUAAUUCUUCAUCUUACCACAUCAAUGGCAAAAAAUCUACUUUCAAAGAUGUUGGAACUUUGCUCCGUAGCCAUGGCAUUGAUCUUGACCACAACCGAUUUCUUAUUCUACAGGGGGAAGUGGAGCAGAUCGCUAUGAUGAAGCCCAAAGGCCAGACGGAGCAUGACGAAGGAAUGCUAGAAUACCUGGAGGACAUUAUUGGCUCCUGCCGACUUAAAGAGCCUAUCAGCACUUUGUGCAGAAGGGUGGAGUUGCUCAAUGAGCAGAGGGGUGAAAAGCUGAAUCGUGUAAAGAUGGUGGAGAAGGAGAAGAAUGGCCUGGAGGGAGAGAGAAACAAAGCUGUUGAGUUUCUGACCCUGGAGAACGAUGUGUUUAAGAAGAGGAGCCAGCUCUGCCAGUUCUAUGUUCAUGAUCUGCAGCAGCGCAUGGUUGAGAAGGAAGCAGAGAAACAACAGAUCCAGGAGGACACCAAGGGCUUGAGUGAAAAAAGUACCCAGCUCACAGAGGAAAUGAAGGCGAAGAAUGAAGCUCUGAAGAAUGUGGAGAAGAAACUGGGCAAGCUGACCAAGUUCAUUGAAAACCAGAAGGAGAAGUUCACUCAGCUGGACCUUCAGGAUGUGGAGGUGCGCGAGAAGCUGAAACACACCAAGAACAAGACCAAGAAACUGCACAAACAGCUACUGAAGGAUCAGGAGAAGUUGGAGGAGGUGAGGAAUGUCCCUGCCAGCAGUGAGAAGGUCAUUGCGGAGGCCUCUGCCCAGAAGGUGCAGCUGGAGAAGCAGAAAGCCCAGGAGGAAGCAGGGCUGGCCCAGGUGAUGGAGAGCCUGAAGGAGGAAACCAGUGGCCUGCAGCUCGAAAAAGAGCAAAAAGAGAAGGAGCUCCUGGAGAUGAGCAAGGCGGUGAACGAGGCGCGCUCGCAGAUGGACGUGGCCCAGUCCGAGCUGGACAUCUACCUGAGCCAGCAUAAGACUGCCCUGUCCCAGCUGAGCCAAGCUAAGGUCACCCUGGAGGGCACCUCCGACACCCUGCGCGACAGGAGGGCUGCCAUCAAAGAACUGCAGCGCCACAUACCCAAGUGUGAGGAGGAGCUCGGCAAGGAUGAGCGGGAGCUGCAGCAGCUCUCUGAGAAGGAUGGGCAGGCGAGGGUGCUGGUCGGCGACCUGAGACAGAAAGUUGAGGAAGCCAAGAGUUCUCUGUCGGCCACCCGCAGCCGCGGCAAAGUGCUAGACGCCCUCAUGCAACAGAAACACAGCGGCAAGAUCCCAGGCAUUCUGGGACGCCUGGGUGACUUGGGGGCCAUCGACGAGAAGUAUGAUGUUGCCAUCUCUUCAAGCUGUGGCUCGCUCGAUAACAUCUUGGUGGACACCAUCGACACGGCCCAGAAAUGCGUAACAUUCCUCAAGGCACAGAACGUGGGCGUGGCCACCUUCAUCGGUCUAGACAAGAUGAAGGUGUGGGAGAAAAGCAUGGGUGCCCUUACCACCCCAGAAAAUGCCCCACGCCUGUUUGACAUGGUGAAGGUGAAGGACCAGGCUCUCCGUCCCGCGUUCUACUUCGCCCUGCGGGACACGCUGGUGGCUAAGGACCUGGAACAGGCCACCAGGGUGGCCUUUCAGAAAGACAAACGCUGGAGAGUAGUCACUCUGCAGGGACAGAUCAUUGAACAAGCUGGCACUAUGACUGGAGGAGGAGGGCGUGUAAUGAAAGGCAGAAUGGGCUCCUCUAUUGGCACCGAAGUCACACAGGAACAGCUGGACAGUAUGGAGAGUGUGCUGAGUGAGAAGGUGCUGCAGCUUCAGGGCUGGCAGCAAAGGAAACAACAGCUCGAGGAGAAGGUGCAUAAACAGAGGAAGGAGCUCAGAGACAUGAAGAACACGCUGGAGAAAUACACCGCCAGCAUUCAGAGUCUCGAAGAGCAAGAGCUUCACCUGAAGUCCCAGAUGAACCAGCUGGAAGCAAAUGUUCUUGCUGCAGCCCCAGACAAGGCCAAACAAAAACAAAUGGAGAAGAGCCUGGAUGCCUUUAAGAAAAUCUUUGAGGCUGCCUCCAGCCAGGCAGGGAAGGUUGAAGCAGAGGUGAAGCGCCUCCACACCCUGAUAGUGGACAUCAACAGUCACAAGCUGAAGGCCCAGCAGGACAAGCUGGACAAGGUGAACAAGGAGCUGGACGAAUGCUCCUCUGCCAUCACCAAAGCCCAGGUGGCCAUCAAGACUGCAGGACGUAACUUGAAGAGGUCUGAAGAAGCGGUAGAACGGCUGCAGUCGGAGAUCGCUGAGAACAAGAAGAUAAUGCAGGAGCUGACAGAGCAACUGAAGAUGCUGGAGGACCAGGCAGGGGAGAUCAUGAAGACCUGCCAGGAGGCUGAGGAGGCACUGCCUGAGGUACAGGAGCAGCACCGAGGAGUCCUGCAGGAGAUUAAGGCCAUUCAGGAAGAAGAGCAUGCUCUGCAGAAGGAGUCCCUAAAUGUCCGGCUCAAGGUGGAGCAGAUCGAUACAGCUGUCGUGGAAUACCAGAACAAGAUCAAGCACUGGGAAAAGGAGUCCUCCAAGCUUGUUCUGCACUCUGUCGAUGAUAGACCAGUGGAGGAGCUGUCCAAACUGACUGCCGAGGAGCUGGAGGCCAUCAAGAACCCUGAUGUCAUCAAAAACGAGAUCGCCCUUCUGGAGGACCGCUGUGCCCACAUGAAGCCCAACCUGGGUGCUAUAGCGGAGUUCAAGAAGAAGGAGGAGCUGUAUUUGCAGAGAGUGUCUGAACUGGAUGAGAUCACCACCCAGAGAGACAACUUCAAGCGGAGCUGUGAGGACCUGCGGAAACAGAGACUCAACGAAUUCAUGGCUGGCUUUAACAUAAUCACCAACAAGCUUAAGGAGAACUACCAGAUGCUGACACUAGGGGGAGAUGCAGAGCUGGAGCUGGUGGACAGCCUAGACCCUUUCUCUGAGGGCAUCAUGUUCAGUGUGCGUCCUCCUAAGAAAAGCUGGAAGAAGAUUUAUAACCUGUCUGGAGGGGAAAAAACUCUGAGUUCCUUGGCUUUGGUCUUUGCCCUGCACCACUAUAAACCCACCCCCCUCUACUUCAUGGAUGAGAUCGAUGCUGCCUUGGACUUCAAGAACGUGUCCAUUGUGGCCUGCUAUAUCUACGAGCAAACCAAGAAUGCUCAGUUCAUCAUAAUCUCUCUGAGGAACAACAUGUUUGAGAUGGCUGAUCGUCUCAUUGGUAUCUACAAGACCCACAACACUACCAAGAAUGUGGGCAUCAACCCCAAAACCAUCGUCCUCAGAGAUGUUGAACCGGCAUCAGCAUAACCUUCCAAGCGAGGACAAAUCUAUUAUACUUGUCUAAAGUGCCUGUUUUGUUUCCACAUCUCCCAUUUUACUGUCAUCUCAUGUGCAAACUUUACCGUCCUUCCUUUUUUUUUUUUUUAAAUGCUGUUUUAUGAAACAUUAUGUAAGUGCUCUACAAAUUGGCUUUUUUUGUACUUCUGAUACCACUUUGUGUGUGUGUAAUUACAUACAUGCAUACAAUCUCACACACAAUCCUGUUAAUGUUAAAUGAUGGGCUGAAAAACAGUCAACCCCAUGUCUUAAUAAAAAAAAUUUCUUAUUUGCA
Molecule: messenger RNA, 4351 nt
Organism: Electrophorus electricus (electric eel)
Lineage: Eukaryota; Metazoa; Chordata; Actinopteri; Gymnotiformes; Gymnotidae
Gene: smc4
Product: structural maintenance of chromosomes 4
Biological process (GO): mitotic chromosome condensation
Cellular component (GO): condensin complex; chromosome
Molecular function (GO): ATP hydrolysis activity; protein binding; ATP binding
Source: RefSeq, a predicted model, not a curated record